Molecule: messenger RNA, 4474 nt
Organism: Lytechinus variegatus (green sea urchin)
Lineage: Eukaryota; Metazoa; Echinodermata; Echinoidea; Temnopleuroida; Toxopneustidae
Product: ATP-dependent DNA helicase Q5-like
Exons: 17
Coding region: 264-3926 (1220 amino acids)
Biological process (GO): double-strand break repair via homologous recombination
Cellular component (GO): cytoplasm; chromosome
Molecular function (GO): four-way junction helicase activity; ATP binding; nucleic acid binding
Source: RefSeq, a predicted model, not a curated record
ACAAGACUACGAUUACCCACUUAGUUCCGACUUUUCGGAUCAAGUACGUGCAUGUCGCGUUGUCGUCAGCGAAUACAUCGACCAUCGGUACUGCUAAGCUCAUCUCCCCUCUCUUCUCGGCGUGAUGAUCUAUCGUUAUUCGCAUUCAUGAGGAUAAUGCUGAUUUACCCAACCAACAAUUACAUUUCGGUGUCAGGCACGUUUAUCUUUUCUGGGUGAAAUGUAUUGAGUCCUACUCACUCAUUCCUAUUUAAACUUCCAAGAUGCCGAAGGUUUCAAAGAAGAGCACCUCGCAAGGGUCUAAAAUCACAGAUUUUCUGACAAACAAGACGGGCGUCGAUACGGGAGCGAAACGUUCAACUGAGGGAGCCAGCAAAUCAUGUCCGAAAAAGAUACCAACUGACAAGGGCAGAGUUGAUCCAAAAUUGACCAGCUCUUUUGCUCAACUACAAGAAACUCUAGAAAAUGUGUUUGGUUAUGCAUCCUUCAAAUCUGAGCUGCAGAAAAAGGGAACAGAAGAAGUAUUUAAAGGCAAAAAAGAUGUUUUUAUAUCUAUGCCAACGGGAGCUGGAAAGUCCCUCUGUUACCAAUUGCCAGCAGUAUGCAAGAAAGGCGUAACUCUUGUCAUCUCUCCUCUCAUCGCACUCAUAGAAGAUCAGUUGUCCCAUUUAGAUGAAAUCAACAUCAGAGCCGAAAGUCUCAACUCCAAGAUCCCUGCGGCCAAGAGAAAGAUGGUGAUCUCAGACCUUUGCAGCAAAAAACCAAAGAUCAGGAUGCUCUACAUCACCCCAGAAACAGCAGCAACCUCCACCUUCAAGACCAUCCUCAAGAACCUUGAUAACAAAGGGUUGUUCAGUGGCAUCGUAGUGGACGAAGCCCACUGCGUGUCACAGUGGGGCCACGACUUCCGACCUUGUUACCUCAAGCUGGGGGCACUCCACAAGGCGUACCCUACCGUUCCCUGUGUCGCUCUCACCGCAACGGCAACAGCGAAUGUCCGGAAGGAUAUCGUAAAUGAGUUGCAUCUGAGAACCCCCGUUGUCGAGUUCAGGGCGGGCUGUUUCCGAGAGAAUCUCUUCUAUGAUGUGAUUUACAAGGAUGUCCUGGAAGAUCCCUUGGGUCACCUCAAAGACUUUGGGCUGAAGCUGCUGCAGAAAGAUGAAACUCUUGGGGAUGCGUCGGGCUGUGGAAUCGUCUACUGCCGGACCAGGGAUGCCUGUGUCACAGUUGCAGGGAGCCUGAGCCGACAGGGACUGACGGCGCGGGCGUACCAUGGAGGAAUGAAGGCUGCAGACCGGACGUCGGUCCAGGAACAGUGGAUGAAUGGCAAGGUCAAGGUCAUCGUAGCAACCAUCAGCUUUGGAAUGGGUGUAGACAAGGCGACAGUGAGGUUUGUGGCACAUUACAACAUCCCCAAGUCUAUGGCUGGCUACUACCAGGAGUCGGGUCGAGCGGGACGUGACGGUAAACCGUCCCGAUGUCGUCUCUACUACUCUAGGCAGGAGAGAAAUCAAGUAGCUUUUCUCAUCACACAAGAAAUAGCAUGUGCAAAUAGCAAAAAGAGAAAGGCGAAGUAUUCGGCAUCACCCGUCAAGCCCAGCAAGGCUCCAAUGCAGAGUUUCGAGGCACUUGUCAAAUUUUGUGAGGAAGCAAAAUGCAGGCAUGAAUCCAUUGCCAAGUACUUUGAUGACAAGCUGCCCUCGUGUGGCAGUAUGUGUGACGUCUGCAAGACGCCGCAGGUCGUGAAGAAGCGCAUCGACGAGAUGCAACGUGGCAUAAUGGGUGGACCAGCGAAAAAAAAUCACAUGGGACGGACAUAUAUAGAGAAGAACCCCCUCAAUGUUCAUGAUGAUGAAUUGUACGGUGGUGGCCGCUAUGGUAGAGAUGUUACGUACGUUGGCACGAAGAGAAAGCCUGCAGACUGGUCCGACGAUGACGACUAUAACACAGAUGAAGAUGAUGAUGAUGACGGUAAUCGUUCUGGAAUGAGAGAUCUUGUGCAAGCGGAAUUCAGGAGGAGAAAAAAGAAGAAAAUAAAAGCAGAUACCCAACAGACAGAGGAAAUAGAUCCAAACUGUAAAUUGAAAAAUCCUCAAAGCUCCAAAGUUCCAGGACUUACUAUUAAGGUGAGAGAACAUUGUAUGCAGCUUCUUGAGAAGGCUUUGAGAGCAAACAUCAAUGCUGCCUUCUCUGACGAGUCAAAUGGUCUCACCUCCAAUGACUACAAAAUCCAAAGAUGUGCAAUAUCAGCUGAGUACUCAGCCAUGGAAGCAGCCAAGACAUGCAAUCUAUACAAGGCAAAAGUAUUUGGUCAGGUUGGAGAAAUUGGUAAGAAGACAAAAGAAGGCCGUCUGCAUGAUCUCUUUAUUUCUGUGACAGAUGAGGAGGACACAUUGAAGGAACCUCUGUCAUGCACGGCUCCAUCAAGCACUGCAUCCGAUGGCCCAAGGUUACCAGCGCUUCCCGGGUUCUGCACGGCGGCGUCUCUGCUUGCUGCCAGCGCACCCAAGAGAGGUGAAGACAACUCCAGACAGACGACUCUAAACUUUGGGCCACCUGCCAAGGGAAGUGGUCUUAGAAAGAAAGGGGAGGCCCAGACCAAGGUGAAAUCGUCAGGGGGAUUCGUGAAGGCAUCAGCUUUAGUGAUGUCGGAUGGACAGGUGAAGAAGAGGAAACGGGAGGGGAUGGAUGGUGGCUUAGCAGCUGAGGAGGAGGGGAUGGAAGGUCUGUGGAUUGGUGAUGCGGGAGCAGAAAGAACCCCUGAGGGUGUUGAAAUGGACGAUGUGGAGGGCUUUGAGGAUGGGGACUGCGAUGACAACCUAGGGUGCAGCUUCCUGGAGGGGGAGGAGUUUGACGUGGAGGAAUACGAUGCAGCUGAUGAAGACCUAGAAGAUAAUGAUUCGUUAGUGGACAGUAAAGUGGAGAGGAGUGACGGCAGAGACUCCACUAGGUUGCCAAUGAAAAAGAAAUGCAUGGAAACAAUCGCACAUAUGGAAGACUGUAGGACUAAGAAGCAAGGUGAACCAACACACCAUGACAACCUAAUAAGCAAGAUAUCUACUGUUCCUGAUGAACAUCCACACCUACAUGCUUCCGAAGCCACAAGGACAGGAGGACAAUCAAGUGAAGUGCAAUCGCUAGAAAAUGGGUUUGAUACUGGCAUUACAGGUAGAACAGGUACUACAGACAGCAACAUGACCAGAAGAAGUAGGGGCGCACUAUGCUCCCAAGAGGAUAUCCUUUCUGAAGACUGUACAAAAAACAAUACAUCAGCAUCAUUGACAUCAAAGAAUCUGGAUGUUGUCCAGAAAGAAGACAGUCUUUCUGUUCCAAGGAACAAUCCUAUAGUAGUGAAAGGGGCAGCAAUAAAAUCGGAAUCUGGUGGGUUGAUUGUUAAUCAGAAUGGAUUUGUAGGAUCUCAUGGAACAACAAGGGACAGCUGCAAAUCAGGCAAUGCAGCUGACUGCACUCCGGGAGUAGGUGAAGGCACAUCUUCUAGGGAGACAGAGAUCAAGUCGUCACUUUCCAUCAGAAGACUGAACCCUAUGGACAACAGCGCCCUCACAGGUAGUCCAAGAAAACAUGUGACCUUUGACCCCAAGGUUGAAGACAACGAGAGAGCAACGGGAGAGUCGUUGGAAGACAAACGCCAGGAGAACAAGAUGUCGCAAGGGCUCAAUAAGAUCGUUGCCGACGCUGUCGUGAAGUACCUCACUCCCCACUACAAAGAAGGCAAAAUUGCUUCCAAGCCUCUAUUCAAGUCUUUGGCAAGAUGUUUGUCACAUCAGCUGACUGACAAUAAGCUGGUCACCAAAGCUACAGUGAAGAAACACGCAAAAGGACUGGUUCGUGAUUACUUCAAGCACCAAGAGAAAUGCCUGACAGAAGAUGAUAUACCAACAGACUCGAUGACACAACCUACUUGACCUGAUCUAAAAAAAAGAUGUCCGACUCUGUCUGUAGAAUGUUUGGCCAGUCAAUAUAAGGUACUUUGAUUUGAAAUAAGGCGAGCUAUGUUGAUUGAUCCAUUAGUUAGAAUUCUUGCCACCAUAAUGACAAUAUUUUCGACCACUCCAGAUGAACUUCCAAAAUGAGUUAACAGGUACAUGUAAGCUCUUAACAGGCAUCAUGAGAUUUCUCUGUGGAUCCAUGGAUUUCCACUGAUUUUUUUUAAAACGGUCGUCAUUCUGCGACUUUGAAUUUUCUUCUUGGAGCGACGGGACGCAUUCCUGCAGAUUGAAAAUGAGGCACGCUGUGUAGUUGACUGGUCUGUUGGUUGAUAAGUGGGGAUGUUUUCAAUUCUUGUUUCCAUAUGGGCCCCUGCAUGUUAUUAUCUCCAUUCUCAAUAGUCGACAAGAAGACAGGAAGUCCUAUUUUGCAAGUCUUUGGUAUGACUCCGCUAGCAAUCGAACCCGUAACCGGAUGCUCUACCACUGAGUCCCAGAACCCACAAUUAGUAGCCAGGCAAGUUUCU